Messenger RNA from Sus scrofa (pig), 1704 nucleotides. The record is from RefSeq and is a predicted model, not a curated record. NCBI's taxonomy places the organism in Eukaryota, Metazoa, Chordata, Mammalia, Artiodactyla, Suidae.
AACAAAUGCAAAAUGGUGUCAGGAGGACAGAUAAAAUCCAUGAAACAGAAACUUUCAUUUGCAUGUUAACAAAUUAUAGGUAGGCAUUCUGUAUGAAACUACAUUAUGAGUACCAGCUAAACUGUAUAGGCAUAACUGGAGGGGGUCUCUAUGAAGAUAUUUUGGAUUCCAUCACAAGGCAUUAAUUGGGAUACUUUUAAGUCUUUCUGUAAUCGAAGAGAAGAAAUCAUUCUUCCAUCAAGCAACAACGUAUGCCUCAUUCUGCAGCCGGUAAUCUAAAUAGAUGUAAAGAAAACAAUAUCAGGGAUUGGCAGAUAUGCUAAGUAUAGUAGAAAGCCUCCUCAUUUUUAUAUCAGUUAGUCAGUCAAUAUUGGGGUUUUUAGGGAAUGGAUUUAUUGGACUUGUAACCUGCAUUGACUGUGUGAAAAACAAGAACAUCUCUAUGAUCAGCUUUAUUCUCACUGGCUUAGCUACUUCAAGAAUUUGUCUGAUAUGGUUAAUAAUUAUAGAUGGAUUUAUAAAGAUAUUCUUUCCAGAUUUAUAUAUUUCUGGUAAACUAACUGAAUACAUUAGUUACUCAUGGGUAAUUGUCAAUCAUUCAAGUAUCUGGUUUGCCACCAGCCUCAGCAUCUUCUAUUUCCUGAAGAUAGCAAAUUUUUCCCACCACAUUUUUCUUUGGUUGAAGGGUAAAAUCAAUAGGGUUCUUCUCAUUCUGAUGGGAUACUUGUUUAUUUCAUGGUUAUUUACUUUUCCACAAGUUGUGAAGAUUAUUAGUGACAGUAAAAAGAAGAAUGGAAGUUCAUUCUGGCCACUCAACAUGCAUAAACUUGAAUACUUUAUGAGCCAGUUUUUGCUCAAUCUGGGUGUCAUUCUCCUCUUUAUACUAUGCAUGAUUACAUGUUUCUUAUUGAUCAUUUCUCUUUGGAGGCACAACAGGCAGAUGCAAUCGAAUGCCACUGGAUUCAGAGACCCCAGCACAGAAGCACAUAUUAAAGCAAUGAAAAUUGUGAUAUCUUUUAUCAUCCUCUUUAUCUUGUAUUUUAUAGGCGUUGCCAUAGAAAUAUCAUGUGGUACUCAGCCAGAAAACAAACUGCUGUUUAUUUUUGGUAUGAUAACCACAGCCAUUUUUCCUUGGGGUCACUCAUUUAUCCUAAUUCUAGGAAACAAGAAGCUAAAGCAAGCCUCUUUGAAGGUACUGAAGCAAUUAAAGUGCUGGGGAAAAGAGAAACUUCUCAGAACUCCAUGAUUACCUUGGUGAGAAAUGGGUGGUCCAAGAAAACAAUUCAGUAAAGAAAUCCCUGAAGACCUCUUUCACUUGCAUUCUUUCUCGCAUUGGUUUUAACUGUUAUUGAACAUCACUAAAAUCUUCCAUAAUGACUGACUACAUUUCAGAGGAUCUCACUCUUCAAUGAGACUUUAAUCCCACAUACAAAUUGAGUGGCUCAGUCAGCUUUCCUCCCUUGAAAUUGCUUCUUCCCACAUCCCCCAUCGCCAGAGGAAAAAACAGCUUGGAGACUAUUCAAUAUAAAGAUGCUAAUGGUGGGAAUAAGUCUCUAAAACAAAAUUUCUCAUUGUGCUUUAUAUGACUUCCCUAAAGCAUUGACAGCCCUUCACCAGGAAAACCCAAAGAAAAAGAAACCAAGACAAAGAAAAAUUAUAAUCAGUCUUGCCACUUAGAACAUGGAAGUGAGAAAGACAGGUGCU